AUGGCCUUUGCACCCAUGGGGCCGGAGGCCUCGUUCUUCGAGGUUUUGGACCGGCACAGGGCUUCCCUGCUGGCCGAGCUGAGGCGAGCUGGCGGGGAGCCCCCCUGUGGGGGAACCCGCCUGGCUUCUAGGUUUGAAGAUUCUGUGGGUCUUCAGAUGGUUUCUCAUUGUACCACAAGAAAAAUCAAAAGCGAUUCACCAAAAUCAGUUCAAAAAUUUGCUCUAAUUCUGAAAAUAUUGUCCACGAUUUAUAAAUUAGUACAGAGCAACACUUACGCAACCAAAAGAGACAUAUAUUACACUGACAGCCAACUCUUUGGUAACCAGACUGUUGUGGACAAUAUUAUCAGUGAUAUUUCUUGCAUGUUAAAAAUGCCAAGGAGAAGUCUGCAUAUAUUAUCUACAUCGAAAGGUUUAAUUGCUGGCAAUUUACGAUAUAUUGAGGAAGACGGCACCAAAGUGAACUGUACUGGUCGUGCAACAGCUAUUGCCGUGCCCUCUAAUAUUCAAGGAAUUCGGAAUUUAAUUACAGAUGCAAAAUUUGUGUUAAUUGUAGAAAAAGAUGCAACAUUUCAGCGGCUCCUAGAUGACAACUUUUGCAACAAAAUGUCUCCAUGCAUCAUGGUUACGGGAAAGGGAGUUCCUGAUCUGAACACAAGACUUCUGGUCAAGAAGCUCUGGGAUACGUUCCACACCCCAGUGUUCACUCUCGUAGAUGCCGAUCCACACGGCAUAGAAAUAAUGUGCAUCUAUAAAUAUGGAUCGAUGGUAAGCCCCGUGCCGCGUCCCCUCGGCACCCGCCGCUAUGGCGUCCGCGGAGGCCGGAUCCCCUAUGCGAGGAGAGCCUCGCUGCGAGACGCUGGGGCGUGA
Propithecus coquereli (Coquerel's sifaka) is the source of this 870-nucleotide messenger RNA. RefSeq names its product SPO11 meiotic protein covalently bound to DSB (gene SPO11). Lineage: Eukaryota; Metazoa; Chordata; Mammalia; Primates; Indriidae. Bases 1 to 870 code for a protein of 289 amino acids. Gene Ontology annotation, cellular component: nuclear chromosome. Gene Ontology annotation, biological process: meiotic DNA double-strand break processing; reciprocal meiotic recombination; meiotic DNA double-strand break formation. Gene Ontology annotation, molecular function: DNA binding; DNA topoisomerase type II (double strand cut, ATP-hydrolyzing) activity; ATP binding. The transcript has 10 exons. The record is from RefSeq and is a predicted model, not a curated record.